AUGUAUUCACAAAGAUUGAAAUCCUCCCAAACGUACCCAGAUAUUGCGGAUAGCGUUCUAAAGUCAAUUUAUAUACCUGUGAUAUCACAACGAGUGAGAGAUCAAUAUGUCAGACCUGACUCCAUACACAUGUAUAUACCACCAGAGCUCAAUUACGACAGUGACGAGGACAGUAAACUUGAAGCAGCAAGGGAGAAAUUAAAAUCGAAAUACAAAGACAUGCGUAUCGAGAAAGUGACCAGAAGAUUCAAAAAUGCCACUGGGCAGGUCAAGUAUGCUGUGAUUUGGAUGAAUAAUCCCAUUGAAGAGAUGGUGCCAUCAAAGGCAUUACAAGAUCAUAAAGAUUGGGACCUUGUGGAGCAUUUCGAAUAUCAACAGGCGAUUAGAGCCGCAAAAAAAGACAAGAUUUACUAA
Messenger RNA from Mucor velutinosus, 414 nucleotides. RefSeq lists its product as uncharacterized. The coding region runs from base 1 to 414 and encodes 137 amino acids. NCBI's taxonomy places the organism in Eukaryota, Fungi, Mucoromycota, Mucoromycetes, Mucorales, Mucoraceae. The transcript is spliced from 2 exons. The record is from RefSeq and is a predicted model, not a curated record.